Messenger RNA from Dentiscutata heterogama, 517 nucleotides. The record is from the annotation of a GenBank genome assembly. NCBI's taxonomy places the organism in Eukaryota, Fungi, Glomeromycota, Glomeromycetes, Diversisporales, Gigasporaceae.
GUAUCAAUUUAAUCCUCAUCUUGUUAACGAACAAGUUAUAAACAAUAUACUUGUAAAAUCUCUUACUGCCAUACCAAAUCCCGAUUUUAAUUUAUGUCUGUAUUUAUUACAUGAGAAUGCACUUGCUGAUGAGAGCGUGGCUAAGUUAGUUGAAUUACAACAAUUAUUGGAACAAUGCAAGUAUCAAGAAUUUUGGAAAUUGUAUGAAUCAGAUGAUUCAUAUAAAGAACUUACAAGUGAUGCAAUAGGGUUUGAAGAUGCAAUACGAAAAGUUAUCUUAACAUCAAUUUCUAUGACAUAUCAAAGUAUUUCGGCAGAGUUAUUAAGCAAUUAUCUCAAUUUAAGCAUAAAUGAUGAAGAAUUUGAUUCAUUUAUUCAAACUCGUAGCCUUGUUAAUAAAGAUGGUAUUGUAUUAGUACCUACAAAUUACGAUAAUGAAGCGAAACCAACUGUGAUUAGAGAAAAUAUUAAAUUUGAACAACUCACAAAAGUCAUUGGUUAUUCCAAUGAAUUGUAA